This is a messenger RNA of Closterium sp. Naga37s-1, 504 nucleotides long. The record is from the annotation of a GenBank genome assembly. NCBI's taxonomy places the organism in Eukaryota, Viridiplantae, Streptophyta, Zygnematophyceae, Desmidiales, Closteriaceae.
AUGCAGACACCUCCCCGCGCCGCCUCGCGCCGCGGAGACUUUUUCGCGUCCCGACAGGCGGCGCCGGCGUGCUACUACUACGCGGUGAUCGUGCUUCUCGCCGCGCUGCUGCUCGCGAAUGGCAGCGACGCCGCCGCUGUCGCAGGUCAGUCUUGCGUCGGCCCGUCCUUCCACCUUCCUUGCCUCCGGUUUAUUCCCUUGUCCGAUCGACUCGCGUCGCGCAUCCCAGGCAACAAUCUCCCCGGCCCCUCCCCUCCCUCCCCUCCCUCCCUUCCCUCCUCUUCCUCCUCUUCCUCCCCUUCCUCCCCUUCCUCCCCUUCCUCCCCUUCCUUCCCUUCCUCCCCUUCCUCCCCUUCCUCCCCUUCCUCCCCGUCCUCCAUCCAUCCGAUGCGACCUGUGCACGUCGAUAAGACAGUCCAAUCGCCCUUCUCAUCAUGUUUCAUAAAAGCAGCAACCGCCAAAUCCCUUCCUGUCGCUCCCUCCCCGUCUGACCCCGUACCACUG